Dipodomys spectabilis (banner-tailed kangaroo rat) is the source of this 1641-nucleotide messenger RNA. RefSeq names its product oxidative stress responsive serine rich 1 (gene Oser1). Lineage: Eukaryota; Metazoa; Chordata; Mammalia; Rodentia; Heteromyidae. Bases 169 to 1047 code for a protein of 292 amino acids. The transcript has 4 exons. The record is from RefSeq and is a predicted model, not a curated record. Gene Ontology annotation, biological process: cellular response to hydrogen peroxide.
GUGCGACUCCGGAGGCGCGGGCCGCCUUCACGGCUGGUUUGGAUCCGGGUCAGUCCGGCUCGGCGGUCGGUGAGAGCCGGUCUGAACUGACGAGACCGGACCCCCAGAACGCCCCUGCUGCGUGAAGUAUUAACGGGAACAUCCAUAGUAGUGCAGAAAACGUUCACAAUGAAAUCUGAAGCCAAGGAUGGAGAGGAGGAGAGUCUACAAACUGCUUUCAAGAAAUUAAGAGUGGAUGCAUCAGGGCCCGUCGUGUCGCUGUCUGUUGGAGAAGGUACAAGUGUCAGAACAUCAGCCAGAACCACAGCAGAUGAUACCAAACCUAAAAGCACAUGUCCAUCUAAAGACAGUUGGCAUGGGUCUACAAGGAAAACUUCACGAGGAGCAGUGAGAACCCAGCGUCGUCGACGUUCUAAGUCUCCAGUCCUUCAUCCUCCCAAGUUCAUACAUUGCAGUGCGAAAGCAUCUUCUUCCAGCAGCCAGCUCAAGCACAAAAGUCAGACUGACUCCCCUGAUGGCGGCAGUGGGCUGGGAAUUCCAACCCCUAAAGAGUUCCCUGCAGGAGAAAGCUCUACUUCUCUCGAUGCUAAUCCCACAGGGGCAGUCCUUGAGCCUUUGAGAACUCCAGUUCCAAGGCUCCCAUCAGAGAGUAAAGCGGAAGACUCUUCUGGCACUACCCAAGUCUCCCAAGCAAGUCUCAAGGCCAGCGAUCUCUCUGACUUUCAAUCUGUUUCCAGGCUAAACCAGGGCAAGCCGUGUACAUGUUUAGGCAAGGAGUGCCAGUGUAGGAGAUGGCAUGAUAUGGAAGUAUAUUCCUUUUCAGGGCUGCAGAAUGUCCCGCCUUUGGCCCCAGAACGAAGAUGUAUGCUUGAGGACUACUCUCAGUCACUGCACACCAGAACUCUGUCUGGCUCUCCCCGUUCCUGCUCUGAGCAAGCUCGAGUCUAUGUGGAUGACGUAACCAUUGAGGACCUAUCAGGCUACAUGGAAUACUACUUGUAUAUCCCCAAGAAAAUGUCCCACAUGGCAGAAAUGAUGUACACCUGAUAGCAGGAAGUUAGUGCAUAUGCUUUAACCAAUGAAGGGUUGUCAGAUUUAGUUCAUGGCAGACCUUGUGGCCACUUUGUGUGAGAAGACAACUUUCUACUCACUGUGCUUGCAAUAAAAACUUUUCUUGGCAUCUCAGUUAACCUUCAUUCUUUAUUCUCUUGAGUUCUUUCAUACCCAUCAAGGCAAGCAGAUCAAAGAAAAUUCUUCUCAUCUAAAAAUGUUCCUGAGAGAUGAAGAAAACAUAAUUACUGGAGAACUGGCAGCAGUGGGUAUAGGGUGAAAUCCUUUGUAAAAUUCCAUUUCUCUGAUGUUUAAGGUUGGGUAGCCAAAAUCAAAUGGGGUUUUGUCACAGAACUGAACAUUUGUCAUGUUGUAGUUGCCAGCCCGGAACAUUGGAAGUUGUAAGACUGAUUUAAACCAGCUCUGAUUUAGCACAGGAUUGAUUUUGUAAUGAAAGGUUUGAUAUACAUUAUUGUUGAGCCAGAGAUCUAAGGUUUAGAUGCAGUUUGAAUAAACUAGCCGGCCUGCCUUGUGUUGUUUGAGUCAUUACCCAUCACUCAAUAAACCCCUGCUUGGUGCUGUUCAUCUUGA